Alternaria arborescens is the source of this 363-nucleotide messenger RNA. RefSeq lists its product as hypothetical. The transcript has a single exon. NCBI's taxonomy places the organism in Eukaryota, Fungi, Ascomycota, Dothideomycetes, Pleosporales, Pleosporaceae. The record is from RefSeq and is a predicted model, not a curated record. The coding region runs from base 1 to 363 and encodes 120 amino acids.
AUGGCCCGUAGCACAAUGAGAAUUCCGCGGACUGCGAAUGUUUAUCAAUACACAAAAUUAGACACAAAGAAGCAGCAGAUUCGUCUCCUGAAACUAUCGCGACCUCCAUCUGCCGCGAACGUACUACCCGACCGGAAUAUGAUCCAUUGCGAACUCGAGACGUUCGAUCUCGAUACUGCACCCGAAUAUAUCGCCCUGUCAUACACCUGGGGUGAUGCAUCGAAUAAUCAACAUAUUAUCGUAGGCAACAAAGCAAUGGCCGUUAGAAUGAAUUUGUUCGACUUCUUAUACGCCUUUCGCUUAGAUGAUGCCAACAUUCGCCACCUCUGGAUCGACCAGGUAUGCUCCAUGGCUCCUCUUUAA